Recurvomyces mirabilis is the source of this 393-nucleotide messenger RNA. RefSeq lists its product as uncharacterized. The coding region runs from base 1 to 393 and encodes 130 amino acids. The transcript is spliced from 2 exons. The record is from RefSeq and is a predicted model, not a curated record. Lineage: Eukaryota; Fungi; Ascomycota; Dothideomycetes; Mycosphaerellales; Teratosphaeriaceae.
AUGGCGGCAUUCAGCAGACACAACAAUCACGCCGACUGGAGCGAGCAGCAGCUGUACGACAACGCUCCUCGCCGCCUCGCUGGCACUGACCUGAUCCACAGCGCGAAACACUAUACCAACGACGAGCUCCUCAAGCAAGCACAGAAGUUCAGCACAAAGGUGAUGGAGCGCGGUGCCUUCACACAUUUCUUAAGAGGUGCCUGUCUCGACUACGCGCUAGACCACGGCCAAGAGCCCGAUGGUUUCCGCGAGGCUUUCGAUGUCGAGCGCUUGCGCAAUCUCGAGGCCAGAGGCGAUGUACCCAACCAGACUCUCGCUAUCCUGCUCAACCUAAGCGCCAACCCAGAUCUCCUCGAGCUGGAGAGUGUCCGCGCAGCCUAUGCUCAGAAGUAG